CUAUAAUAUACUUGAAAUGAAACAACAAUUUAAAAAUUAUUUUAAAUAUAUAAUAAUAGUCAUCUUUAUUAUCUUUAUUAUAUUCUUAUAUGAAAAUAAAGUGAAUAAUGCUGCAACAAUAUCAAAAAACAAUAAAACGUCUGCUGAUUACUUACUUAAUGAUCCAUCACAACAACAACAUCAUUUCCAAAAUUCAACCACUAUGAAACAACCACAAUUGAACAACUUUAACUCGAGUUGCAAUUGUUCCUCUUUAUUAAAGACGAAUGAUAUAUUCUUUGUGGAACAUGGCGAAGAAUUACCUCUAUUUGUACCUGACUCACUCUCUCCAAUACAGCCUGAUAUUCUCGACAAAAUGAAUGCUAACAAAUAUGAUGACCAUGGCCUGAUAGUGACAGUGGCCAACUAUGAUAUGCGAAUGGAACUUUACAAUUGGAUCCAACUUUUAGAAAAGGCAGAAGAAAGGAAAUUCGUAGUCUUUUGUAUAGAUGAGAAACUUUAUUUGCAUUUAAUGGUAGCAGGUUAUGAAGAUAAAGCUGUUUUAGUGCCUCAGUCAUGGAUUCUAAGCGACUCCGACCUAGUUAAUAAUAAUAAUAAUAAUACGCUUACUGAUGAUGAGCAUUCAUUGCUUGGUCAAAAUUCAUCUAUUCAAUUGUCUCUUGUGAAGAUACGGAUUCUACAACGGUUAGUGUAUGCAGAUCCACACUUUAAUAUCCUUAUGCUAGAUGUGAAUCAAAUUAUGAUUCGUAAACGGACAAGAGAAUAUAUUCAAGCUUUACUUCAUAUUCGUGAAGAUACACAGAUGAUUGCUACACAAGACAAUAUGAACCAAAGCCCUAUUAGUACAGGUUUACUUAUGGUACGUGGUACUCAUAAUGAGAUUCUAAAACGAGUCCUGGCAAGGUCAAUUCAGAUUCAAGAGAUAGAGCGAGAGAAGAUAAAUCAACAGGAGGCAUUUAUUCGAGCUUUAGAUCAAUUUAGUUUAAAUGUCAAGACAGGCAUGAUGGUCCUGUUGGAUAUGCUUCAUUUUCCCAAUGGAAACAUUUAUUUUGAGAAGAAGCUCUAUAAAUCGAAACAUAUGAAGCCGUAUAUUAUACAUGUGAAUCAUAAAGUAUAAACAAGACAACAAUGAUAAAGCAGUAUAGUAGUACAUAUAACUUACAUUUUAGUCUAUACUCAUCUAUAGUUUGGAGAAGAGAGAAGGCAAUUAUUAAAAGAACAUGGAUUUUGGGGGGUAAACGAAGAUUUCGUAAAUUGGAUAAGUAAUCAAGUAGAAGAUAUGUGGCGAAAAAGACAAAAUUUAGAAAAAGCGUAAGCUACUUUAAUUAUAGUUUUUAUAACAUUUGUUAUUUCAUAACCCCCUUUUUUUUCGAAAAUGAAAAUAAAUCACCCUAAUUAAUUAUAUCGUUUUGCUUAUCUGCCUGGACUGGAUCAAAAAUUAUUGAGGAAAAAAGAAAAACAAUUCCUUAAUAAUAAGCUACAAAAAAAAAAAAAAAAAAAAAAAAAAAAA
Molecule: messenger RNA, 1510 nt
Organism: Cokeromyces recurvatus
Lineage: Eukaryota; Fungi; Mucoromycota; Mucoromycetes; Mucorales; Mucoraceae
Exons: 1
Coding region: 17-1117 (366 amino acids)
Source: RefSeq, a predicted model, not a curated record